UGACAUGGCUGUAAUUCAAAAUACUGCUCAGGCAACUUUUUGGGUGGGGAUAAGAUAUAGCCAAAGAUGUGAACGGACCUGCUGCCAGCAUCUUUUUUGUUUUUUCUUUCACUUUCUUUCUCGUUCUUUUAUUUUUCUGCAAGACACAAUGGACGUGAUUACCGAGUACAUUGACUUUUCUCAGCCAACCCUCUACUAUAUCCUCGCUCAUAUCUUCUUCAACCCUCUGUUCUGGAACACGGUUGCUCGUGCAGAAUAUCGCUCCCAUAUCCUCACCAAGUUGGCUGGUGGUAAUGCUUACUAUGGAUGCUAUGCUCUUGCCGUGACGAUCUUUACUAUUGGUAUCACCCGAGACUGCUUAUACGCUCUGGCACUUGGUAACCAGCCCACGUACCCUGCCCUCGAAGCCCAGUGGGUCCAGGCUCUUGCUGUUUUGCUUUAUGUCGCCGGUGGCACUUUGGUGCUCACGUCCAUGUACGCUCUCGGCGUCACUGGCACCUAUCUCGGUGAUUACUUUGGCAUUUUGAUGGAUGCGCGUGUUACUGGCUUCCCCUUCAAUGUCUGCGAGAACCCCAUGUAUGUCGGCUCCACAUUGAACUUCUUGGCUACUGCACUCUGGCACGCAAGUCCCGCUGGUCUCUUGCUGACUGCUGUCGUCUAUGUCGUCUACUUGGUCGCUCUUGAAUUCGAAGGACCAUUCACCACCAUGAUCUACUCCAAGAAGAACGAGAAGAAGGAAUAAGCAGUUUGAUCUUGCGCAGUUAACCCCCAACACUUUGUCAAAGACAACAAAAACAUUAGAUGUAAAAGAAAAGUUUCGCUGAUAUUAUCAUUUGCUAUUAUUAAUAAUAUGAAAAGGAAAAAACAACAACAAGC
This is a messenger RNA of Zychaea mexicana, 876 nucleotides long. Its product is annotated as phospholipid methyltransferase-domain-containing protein. The transcript is spliced from 6 exons. Gene Ontology annotation, molecular function: S-adenosylmethionine-dependent methyltransferase activity. The coding region runs from base 5 to 742 and encodes 245 amino acids. The record is from RefSeq and is a predicted model, not a curated record. Gene Ontology annotation, biological process: phosphatidylcholine biosynthetic process. Lineage: Eukaryota; Fungi; Mucoromycota; Mucoromycetes; Mucorales; Lichtheimiaceae.